Anoplophora glabripennis (Asian longhorned beetle) is the source of this 1940-nucleotide messenger RNA. RefSeq names its product hematopoietically-expressed homeobox protein hhex (gene NK7.1). NCBI's taxonomy places the organism in Eukaryota, Metazoa, Arthropoda, Insecta, Coleoptera, Cerambycidae. Gene Ontology annotation, cellular component: nucleus. Gene Ontology annotation, molecular function: DNA-binding transcription factor activity, RNA polymerase II-specific; RNA polymerase II cis-regulatory region sequence-specific DNA binding. The record is from RefSeq and is a predicted model, not a curated record. Gene Ontology annotation, biological process: regulation of transcription by RNA polymerase II; cell differentiation. The coding region runs from base 123 to 1142 and encodes 339 amino acids. The transcript is spliced from 3 exons.
UCAGCGCUUCGCGUCGAGUGUGCUUGAAUCAAGCGCGCGUAAACUCUGUACACGCGGACUUCAUUUGUCAACAAAGAUGCGGAGGCCACUGUAGCUACUCGACACAUCCAUGUUACGCAGAAAUGUCAGCGGAAUUCAAGGAGGAGUUCAUCCCGCGACAGGAAGACAGCAACCAGAUUAAUUCCGGUUUGAUUCCGUCUACUUCCUCCUCGAAUUGCUAUAGUGAGAGUUUGCAGAGUUGUAGUGUGAGUUUUGACAGGUUAUCGUGGCACGAGCACGUUUAUAGGAGGCUCACGAAUAAGCCUACCCCGCAUUACAUUGAAAACAUACUCGGGUUGCAGGGUAAGAGUGCUGGACAGUUGCAGCAGGACAGUACGAUGACUGGACAUGUUACCCCCCCGGAUUCCCCACAAAAUAGUUUUUCUAAUGUGCAGCAGGCUACUGUGACUUCGGACGUUAACGAACCUUUAAAUUUGUCUGUUAAAAACGAGUUGAAAGUGCGAACAAAGACUGUUAAAGAACCUACGAGGAAAAGGAAAAAGACCCGGGAGCCGCUAGAUCUGAAAGUACCACCCCCUUCCAUCCAGGUAUUGGGCCAGAACGCCGCGGUAGACCCAGAAACCAUCUCCGAAGACGCGGACAACAAAAACAAGAAGAAAAAAGCGAGGACCACCUUCACAGGACGGCAGAUAUUCGAGUUGGAAAAGCAAUUCGAACUGAAGAAGUACCUAAGUAGUAGUGAGAGGUCCGAGAUGGCCAAACUCCUUAACGUCACUGAGACACAGGUUAAGAUAUGGUUCCAGAACAGGAGGACCAAGUGGAAAAAGAUCGACAACAUAUCGAACGUGGAAGCGGCUGAACACAAGAACACUAGUUCGAAGUCUUCAGACGAAGGAAGGACUAGGAUCUUCAAGCAGAGCCACAGCCACAGUCAGAGUUCAAACUCCAGCAUAGAAAGUGAUACCAAAAGCUCCGUUACCUCUGCCGUAGCAGACCCCGUACAAGCCAAAACGUUUAAGGAUAUUUUACAGACGAAUCAUCCCGCAAUUCCACUGUCGCCAAAGUCCCAUUUCCAUAAUCAGAUCGAUUCAGCCAAAGACGUUUUAUUAAAUUUAUCGUUUGAUGUUCAAGAAAAAUCUUAAGAAUACCUCCUUUAUUUUUUCUUCUGAGAUUUUUAGGAAAAUGGAUGACCCGAAAGCAAAAUUUGAAUCCUAUGUUUUUGUUAAUGUUAUUAUUAUGUGUGUGUGUCAAAUUUUGAUUUUAAGGUCAUUUAAACUGGAAGAUUAGUAAAAUUUUAUGUAUUCGCAAACAAAAUGUUACCAAUUGCCCCUUUCUUACCUCAGUACAAUCCCAUAUCUGUUUUUACACAUCAAAUAACAAAACCCAGAGCCCUUUGUUAUCAGCGUUACUGUAAAUAUAAAUUUAGUGUUAGAUCUUAGCGUUAUGCAGGGUAUAAACAUAAACAAUGUUUUUCAUACCUUCCCUAAAACAUUCGAUAAUUCGAUAGAAUUAUUGUUUCCAAAUAUCAGUGAUGUACAGGGUGUUCAAUCCAAAUUUUCAUUAGAUUUUGGUACCAUACUUGUUUUUUAACUAAAAACAUCAAUUCUUAGUGUUUUAUUUAUGCACACAAAUAUGAAAGUUGGAUUUUUUUUAAUUCCGUGUAUUGAUUAAGCGAUGUAUUAUACAGGGUAGGCUGUAUGAACUGUUGUAGUGUAUAGAAGAUGUUAAUGUUUUACUUAUUAAAAAUAAAAUGACAUAUGCGAACAAAUUGUAUUUUCCUAGAAAUGGCAGAUUUUGUUUAGCGAGAAAAUGUCUACACAAAAGUACAAUUUCAUUAGUUGCACAGAGUUAACAAAUUAGAAAGAUAUUUUUAAUAAAAAUUCAGUAGGCAUACUUUACCCCUAAUUUAUCAUAUUUUAUAUGUAAAUGCGAUGUUUGUA